CUGUGUGUACGACCUAAUGGUGGGAACCGUGUGUUUAGUGACACAAAGAUGGCUGACUUUGGCAGUGAACCCAUCAUUGACGGCAAGCCUUUGUAUUCUUUGCGUGUCAUCGACUUGAAGGAAGUGCUCACGAAGAGGGACAUCCCCUUCAAGAAGAACGCAACCAAAGCACAGCUCCAGGCGAUUGUCAUUCAGCAUUUGAAUGAAGCGAAUGAAGAGAAGUCGAGUGAAGACACGAUUCAAUCGGAAGAGACGAAUGAAUCGAUUAGUGACACAAACCCUGUCCUCACGACUGAAGACAAUAAGACUGAGAAUAACGUGAGUAAAGAGCAGACGGAAGCGACUGAUUUGAGUCAAGACACUGGCAUCACAUCGUCGACAAUUGAGUCCAAGAUUGAGUCCAAGGAAGUCGUCGCCCGUCAAAGAGAUGAGGUCUCCAGUGAUGGUUAA
Molecule: messenger RNA, 450 nt
Organism: Oppiella nova
Lineage: Eukaryota; Metazoa; Arthropoda; Arachnida; Sarcoptiformes; Oppiidae
Source: the annotation of a GenBank genome assembly